This is a messenger RNA of Bursaphelenchus xylophilus (pine wood nematode), 1318 nucleotides long. Lineage: Eukaryota; Metazoa; Nematoda; Chromadorea; Rhabditida; Aphelenchoididae. The record is from the annotation of a GenBank genome assembly.
AUGAGUGCCAGUGAGAAGUGUAUUUGUCAGCUGUGCGAAUGCGGGUAAGUCAGUAAUGAAAGAUUUAAUUAUCAUAAUUACAGUAAUCAUCGAUGUCCGCACGAGAAUUCGGGAAGGUUAAUUGGAGAAAACGGAGUUCCGUUUGGCGGAACAGAGUAUGGAGAAACUUUUGUUCACAAGAAAGGAGAUCGAGAAAGAGGAAAAAGAUCUUUGCAUACGAGUUUGGGCAGAGAUCGGGUGAGGAUAACACAAAAAUAAAUAUUUUGCUUUAGGAUACGACCUUUGAUCUUAACACAACCCAUCGAUCCGACUUUACCGGGAAGAAAGGUGACUUUGUUCGAGCCGGAAGACCCCUCUCCAACAGAAGGCCGCCUUCUGAAGCCUUUGGCGGCCAGACCACACACCGAAGCGACUACCAACAGAAGGAAGUGGGUCGUGGAAUAAUAUAACAGAAUAAUUCUUUUCAUAGGCCGGCCGAAGCACCCCGUAUCGCCCUGAGGAUACAGUAUUCCGGAACACCGAGCCCUUGGAUGGCCAGACCAUUCAUCGACGGGACUUUAUUCCCCUGGAUGUGAGCCAAAGAUCUCUGGCCAGAAGACCGGCCAGUGGAUCAAGGCAUCUGUCAAGUCAGCCAUUUGAAGUAAGGACUAAUUAAUUAAAGACGGUUUUAAAGGGAUUAACGGAACAUCGAGAGCAAUUUGAUGGACGUAGGGCAUCGGUCCAGAGAGUAUUCCGACCAGAAAAUGGAUAUGUUCCCAAUACGGAUCCGUUGGAUGCUACAACGACAUACAAAGAGGGAUUCACGGGGAGAAAAGGUAAAGAAAUCUCUCUCGCUCACAAGUAAAAUUUAUUGCAACUACUCCUGAUAAUAUGAGUCUAUUAUAGCCGAACGGGCCCUUUUACAUCGACCUUUUGAUGACAGAUUAGAACCCACAGAUCCCUUUGAUGGGACGACCACCCAUCGGCAAGAUUACAACAAAAAGGAAAACCGUCCAUGCCCUGCGGGGCGUGUUUUGGCACGAGCGUAAGUAGUUAAUACUUUGCUAUUCUUUUAUAACAUACUCGGUGGGAGAUUUUAUUUACAACUGAUGUUGAGGUGAGGGGUACGGUAUAAAAGAAUGGGGUCAGUGAUCGGUUAAUCCAAGUUUUCGAAGUCGUAUACAUAGAUAGAUUGAUUAAUUGUAAGAGUGUUUGUCUUGAUUACAUUAUUUUCAGCGACCGUAAUUACGAACAUGUUGCUCAUCGAGAUGGCCAUCGUUUCUAUCGCAGAGUUGGUCUAAGCAGUGGCCAAACUCGGCAGAUGACUCGAGUUGGAUGA